GAUUUCUGCUCUGGACAUUCACACAAACUAGUUCAUAUUUGAUAGAAAGUUUAAUUUGCACAUGUAAACAUAAAAUAUCAGAAAACUUUAUACAAAAAAUAACUGUUUUAAUGUGAUUAAUCAGCCAGGGAAGUUUUGUAGUGGUAUCUGUUGGUAAAUGUCUAAAAUUUUACAAUUUGUGUCUUUAAAAUGAGUUCAUCUCAGACUCUGAGUCUGAAUCUUCCCUUCAGCUCGUACAGACUCUUCAGUGUUCAUGAGUCAUUCACAACCUGAUCUAAAGGACUUUUAAUUCAUCAAAACAUGGAGAAAAUGUUAUUUAUUGUUUCAUCACCCCAUGGAUCUGAACAUACUGUCUACAGCCAUAAAAACAGACCCAGUGUACCCACCGAGCGUUUUAGCACCGAUUCAGAAAUAAUCUCCAUCCGUCCUGACACACCUGAAACAAGUCCCAUGGCUGCUGAGCUCUCUGGGCACUAAUGUGCUGCAAACAGGAAGCUGGUCAUCGGAAAAAUCUCAGUUUCACACACUGAUGAGUUUCUAAAAUAUUGAUGUGCGUGUAGACCGGGCCGUUCCAACCCCUGGUCUCCUCCUCGGCGCCGGUCGGCCCGCAGGAGUGCUGAAGUUUUGCUCUGCGAGUCUUUUUAAAGCAGAAAUGUUGCACGUUAAAUCCAAACCAAUAAACAAUCUACAGUUUUUACUUUGUCACUUUCAAACUUGUUCAGACUUCAGUGCAGCUCCCUCUGGAGGUACUGAAGGUGUUACACACCUGUCACAUGUGUGCAGUGUAUCACUAACACCUGUUCAGCCUCUCUGAUACUGCGGUGUUCAAAUCCCUGCAGCUGGUUCCACAUCUGGUGGACAGACUGAAACCAGACGAGCUGAGAUGAAGGUUGAUGAACAUGCUCGGGUGUCCACAUACAUUUGGCCAUGUUGUGCAUGAAUAACCAAAACAAGAUGACGUCACCGUCCAUGAGAUCUCUGGGCUGGUUUGUGUUUCCCUCUAUCAGCUGAGCUGCUCUCUAAUCUGCUGAUUGUGAUAGUGAACAGACAGUUUGCAUGUCUCUCGCCCGUCAGAGGUCUGAUUGGACCUCAUGAAAACAUGUUGAAGUACGCAGGCUGAAAACUGUGAAACCGUUCUGCUCCAGUCUUCUCUGCCUCCUGUAAUUAAAGUAUAAACUGGAGCGUUCAGAGCAGAUUGACACUGCAGAGAAGUCGUGUUGGUGAGAACAUGAGGAGGUUUGUUUCCUCAGAGAGGAACACGUGUGUUCAGGCAGUGUGAGGAUCACUGAUAUGAUAAAGAUGGAGUUCAGCGGAGUAUCUCACUGUGUCAGUCAGUCGAGGAGGAGAUAAAAGCAGGAAGUGUGUCGAGCGGAGACGAAGAGUGAAGCUCACAGAAGAGGAGGAGACGUUCAGCAGAGGACAUGACAGUGUUCAGGACGUCCUCACCUGUCUGAAGUGUGUCACGAUGAGUGUGUCCCUGCUGCUGCUGCUGGUCCUCAGUGUGUGUGACCGAGUGCUGGGAGCCAAUAAACAGGAAGCCGUGAACUCACCUGACGACCACGGGACUCGUCUGCGAGGCCUCUGGAAGCUGCACAUGAAGGAGCUGCUCAAAGGAAAAGCAGGUUCAAGUUCUCAUCCAAUCAGAGAAGGAGUCAAACAGCAGCUGCUCUACUGCCGCGUCGGGAUUGGCUACCAUCUCCAGAUUCUGUCCAACGGCUCCGUGGGAGGCGUCCACAAACCCACCGAGAACUGCUGGCUGAAGGUGUUCGCUAUGAAACAUGGCGUUGUGGGAAUCAGAGGCGUGAAGAGCGGCCUGUACCUCUGCAUGAGCGCACAGGGACGGACGUACGGAGCGGCUCAUUUUUCUGACGACUGCCUGCUGAAGGAGAACCUGGAGGAGAACCACUACACCACCUACUCCUCCCUGGCCCACCCGGGCCUCUACCUGGCUCUGUCCCACAGAGGAGAGCUGAGGAAGGGCAACGCCGUGGGACGCCACCAGUCCUGCACCCACUUCCUGCCGCGGCAGACGAUGACGUGAUCAGACGGCGGAUUAUUCAGAGCUGAUAAAAAGCUUCACACUGAGGAAAAAGAACCAGAACCACAUCAGAGGAGAGACAGUCGGUGCUGGUGAUCAUCAGGAGCUUCACUUCCUGUCAGUCACCUGGACACGCCUGGACACACCUGGACACGCCUGGACACGCCUGGACACACCUGGACACACCUGGACACGCCUGGACACACCUGGACACACCUGGACACGCCUGACACGGUCUGAGGUCAGUCAGCAGGCGGCUGCUCGGGAUGCUGCAGCUGGAAGAGCAUCAAAUAUAAACUGCAACUCUCAGGAUUAUUAGAUUUAUUCUGUCAAAUGUGUAUUUAAUUUAAUUUUAUUUAUAUUUUUGAAUAUUUGUACAUAUUUUGGUGUCUGACUGAAUAAAAGGUACAAAAAGUUUUAUCUCCAGUAGUGAAACGACCAGCGACAGGCUGAACUCGUUACUCUGAACUACGUUAUGGAUCCGUGUUGAGAAAAACCGUCUUGGCACCAGAAUCAGCUGUGAAGUCGCUCUGUUCAGAACCACCAGAGUCCAGAGUCACUGGAUCAACACUUCAUGGUGUCACUGACUGAGGCAUCACUCCCAUGUUCUGUGAGUUAAAACAACCUUUUUGUCAGUGGAGUCUGGUGGUUCUGAUCUGGUAAUGAUUGUUUCUGGUUGGUUUACGUUAAAGAAAAGUGGGAGAUCCUUCAGUCACAGUCUGAGCCGGACAGUCAGAACAACUGUACAAACGCAGGUGAACCGAAAGAUUAAAUUACAGCGAUCACAGUCGUAUCACAGCUGCUGGCUGAGGCGAUCAACUGGACCGGUUCUGAAAGUUUCUGAUUCUGUUUGUCACUUUAACACUAAAAUGUAAAAACAAUCCUGCAGUUUGAAUCAGCCCUCCGGAGCCUUCUGACAUGCUGAAGCCUGAUCUUUGGGUGUUUUUCUGACAGAAGUUUCGACUUCCAUCGGCAUCUUAAUCGUCUCUGAGCCCAGUGUUCACUCCCCGACCAGAACCAGAACCAAACAACAGACAGGAAAAGUUAGCAGCUAAACAUACAGGUAGAGACCAACACAGCUAAACUGAGAGGAAAUGUUGGACUCAGUGAUGUGAAUUAUAAAACAGAAUCUUCUGUGUCAGAAACGUUGAUGGACGUCGAGAUUCAGUGAAACUGUGAAAUUCACGCUGAGAAGAAGCUUCCUGUGGUUGUUAAUGUGAAACUUUAUUAACCUUAUUUAUUUUGUCUGUCUAGUUUUAUUUAUUGUCGUUGUUGAAUACGUUAUACUUUUAAAUAAAACAUCGAUUUUUUAUAACCA
This is a messenger RNA of Acanthopagrus latus (yellowfin seabream), 3356 nucleotides long. RefSeq names its product fibroblast growth factor 9 (gene fgf9). The record is from RefSeq and is a predicted model, not a curated record. NCBI's taxonomy places the organism in Eukaryota, Metazoa, Chordata, Actinopteri, Spariformes, Sparidae. The transcript is spliced from 4 exons. Gene Ontology annotation, molecular function: fibroblast growth factor receptor binding; growth factor activity. Gene Ontology annotation, biological process: positive regulation of gene expression; positive regulation of protein phosphorylation; cell differentiation. Gene Ontology annotation, cellular component: cytoplasm. Bases 1466 to 2041 code for a protein of 191 amino acids.